GGUCCUCUCUGGCUAUCAUAGAUUGUUCUAUAAGCAGGCAGAAUGGGACUCUCCAGCUAUCUUAGUGGUAUGCUUUUGUGCUUAGCAAUCGGUGUGGUGGAGCCUUCCAGCCCUUGGGAUGAUCUGGAUUGGAGAUCUCCUUCCAGAACCGUCCCCCCACUGAGACAGCCCUAUGGCUAUGUUUUAUCUCAGUCUUCUCCCUGGGCUUGGGUGGAUGUUUCUCAGCCUAGGGUCUUGUCCAACCUGAACCCUGUUACUGCGCAGUGUGAGGAGGCUCAGAUUGUGGUAACUGUGAACAGGGACCUUUUUGGGACUGGGAGGCUCAUCCAAGCUGCUGACCUAAUUCUGGGCUCUCCUGGUUGCCGGUACACCUCUCUUGAUGAUGCCGCAAAUGUGGUGAUCUUUGAAGCUGGGCUUCAUGAGUGUGGCAGCACUUUGCAGAUGACUCCAGACUCUCUAGUUUAUAGAAUAAGCCUCUACUAUAGUCCUAACCCUGGAAGUAAUACUCUCAUCAUCAGAACCAGCCCAGCUGAAGUUCCUAUUGAGUGUCACUAUCCAAGGAAAGACAAUGUAAGCAGUAAGGCCAUUAAGCCGACGUGGGUUCCCUUCAGCUCUACCAUUUCUGCAGAAAAUAGGUUGGCCUUCUCACUGCGUCUAAUGAAUGAUGACUGGAGUGCGGAGAGAACCACUAACAGGUACCAACUGGGAGAUGCCAUGCACAUCCAGGCUGAUGUCAACACGGAGAACCACGUUGCUUUGAGGCUCUUCAUUAGCACCUGUGUGGCCACCGUGAGCCCAGACAGAGACUCUUCUCCCAGAUAUGCCUUAAUUGACUUCAAUGGAUGCCUAGUUGAUGGGAGAUCAGAGGACUCCAGUUCAGCCUUUGUGUCCCCAAGACUUAGAGAAGAUUCGCUCCAGUUCACAGUUGAUGCCUUCAGAUUCACAGGAGACCUCCGAGACUUGGUCUAUAUUACCUGUCACUUGAAAGUCACAGCAGCUGAUCAGCCCCUUGGGCCUCUGAACAAGGCUUGCUCUUUCAACAAAGCCAGGAACAGCUGGUCACCAGUUGAAGGUGUGGUAGACAUCUGCAGCUGCUGUGAGACAAGGAACUGUGACUCGCCUGGAGGCCAGUCUGGCAGGAUUAAUCCCUGGUGGAGAGGGUCAGGACAGCGCUUUCAGCGAGAUGCUGCUGUUCUCAUGCAUGGAGACUCAUCUUCUGUGGGAAGAGCAGAGGCUGAUGUUGUGAUAGGACCUGUUGUCCUGGAUGCCCAAAAAACUUCAGUGCACCUUCCUGAAAACCAAAGGACAUCAGGGCUAAUGACAAAAGGUCACCUGGAGGAGCCCUGAAUGGAAGAGGGAAAACAUGGAAAAGAAGCUAAAUAUGUUCAGGAGGACCUGGGGUUGGACUUGGACCCUGCCCAUCUGGACCAGGAUGUUUGAGGUGAUUGGAAGUCACCCAUGUGAAUGCAAGCUAAGAGGCCAUUGCACCUAAGAACCAAUGUCUUUGUAUAUGUUGCUUAUUCUUUUCUGUGUAUCUGUUGCAGUUGCAGCUUAAUAAAACUUAUAAUGUUAUUUGAA
Messenger RNA from Rhineura floridana, 1578 nucleotides. RefSeq names its product zona pellucida glycoprotein 3 (gene ZP3). Gene Ontology annotation, biological process: binding of sperm to zona pellucida; positive regulation of acrosome reaction; egg coat formation. Bases 43 to 1347 code for a protein of 434 amino acids. Gene Ontology annotation, cellular component: extracellular matrix. The transcript has 9 exons. Gene Ontology annotation, molecular function: acrosin binding. The record is from RefSeq and is a predicted model, not a curated record. Lineage: Eukaryota; Metazoa; Chordata; Lepidosauria; Squamata; Rhineuridae.